This is a messenger RNA of Electrophorus electricus (electric eel), 1164 nucleotides long. Lineage: Eukaryota; Metazoa; Chordata; Actinopteri; Gymnotiformes; Gymnotidae. The record is from RefSeq and is a predicted model, not a curated record.
UCACCACCCCGUGGAAACGUGCGUGUGUGUACAGGGCCAUCGGGGAGUGAGUGUGUGUGUAUGUGAGCGUGUUAGUGUGCCACACCGGCUCCUGAAGCCUCUUGGGAUGCAUGGCAGGUGCGUGACACAGUGAGCAGGCUCUCCCAUCUGUCCACCCCCUCCCUGGCCCCACAUCUGUCCAGCCAGCGCAAGCUUCGUCUGCCUCUGCCUACAACUGGAUGUCUGCCCCGGGGUCUGCCGGCAGCAGCAAGAGGAAUUCCUUACUGUAAGAUGGGAUCCUGCACAUGUGCUGGUUCUGUCCAAUCCCAAGGGCCUGGGUGAAGUGGGAAGCAAUCAGCUCUUAUCUGACGCCUCCGUGUCUCACGGAGCUGGAUUUGGAGCUCGCUCAGAGGGUUCCAGAGGUGGAGCCUGGGCAGCAACAGGUGAAGCUGAAGGACAGGCAGAAGUGCUUGGAGGAAACUUUCCACCAGGACAUGGAGAACUAUUUGUCCACAGGCUACCUGCAGAUCGCCGAGCGGAGAGAGCCAAUAGGAAGCAUGAGUUCCAUGGAGGUGAAUGUGGACAUGCUGGAGCAGAUGGAUUUGAUAGAUAUGUCUGACCACGAGGCUCUGGACAUGUUCCUCAAUUCAGGAGGAGAGGACAACAUUGCAGUGUCCCCUAUGACAGCGCCAGAUGUGGAGUCAUUCACCACCGAGAUCACACUGCAGGUGCCCACGCAGGCCGAGCUGAGGCACAAGCUCUCAUCACGCUACUCCACCUGCACGGACUCCGCCAGCCAGGACAACGAUGGUGGAGGAGGUGGAGGCAGUGGUGUCGAUAAGGAAGAGAGAAGGGCUGAUGUACCUGGCGCCCAGCUUGUGUCUAAGCACGAGAAACGGGUCCAUGCAGACCCUGCUCAAGUGCAGGCAGAGCAGCAAAAUCAACCGAUCAAGAACUGUGCAAAUAGUGAUUCUUCAGGCACACAGGCACAAAAGAAAGAUGUUAAUGUGAAAGUGGAGUGAGUUUCCCCAUCCUGUGUGCUACGCACUUGCAUUAUGAAGGAUGCGUGCUUUAUGUCAGCUGUGUUUUAUGAUACUAUGGGGUUUUGUACAGCUACACGCCAUGCAGUAUUUACCAGUAUUUACCUUCCACUUAUCAAUAAAUGUCUCACCCUCCAGCUCAAAA